AUGUCGGCCCCCAUCACGGUCAUCGUAUCAUCCAAGAACCCCACCAAGAUCAGAGCUGCCGAGGAGGGCUUCGCGCAGCUCCUCCCGGCAACAUACCACGUGCGCGGCAUCAGCGUCGCCUCCGGCGUGCCCGACCAGCCCUUCUCCGACAAGGAGACCCUCCUGGGCGCCGUGAAUCGCGUGCAGAACGCCAGGGCUGAGGAGCCCGACGCCGACUACUGGGUCGGCAUCGAGGGUGGGGUGCACUUUGAGCUGGACGGCGGCCCCAUACAGUCGUUCGCCUGGGUCGUCGUCGCUGGGAAGGAUGGGCGGGUGGGAAAGUCGCGCACGGCGACGUACUACCUCGCCGAGGAGACGGCCAAGCUGCUGCGCGCGGGGAUGGAGCUGGGACACGCCGACGACGUCAUCUUUGGCGAGUCGAACUCCAAGCACAAGAGCGGUUCGGUCGGGCUGUUGACGGACGACGUCGUCACUCGUACGGGGUACUAUAUUCCCGCUGUUGUGCUGGCUCUUAUCCCGUUCAAGAACACUGCCUUGACGUUUCAAUAG
This is a messenger RNA of Geosmithia morbida, 549 nucleotides long. Its product is annotated as Protein of unknown function DUF84. Gene Ontology annotation, biological process: thiamine metabolic process. Lineage: Eukaryota; Fungi; Ascomycota; Sordariomycetes; Hypocreales; Bionectriaceae. Bases 1 to 549 code for a protein of 182 amino acids. The record is from RefSeq and is a predicted model, not a curated record. The transcript has a single exon. Gene Ontology annotation, molecular function: ribonucleoside triphosphate phosphatase activity.